Molossus molossus (Pallas's mastiff bat) is the source of this 3952-nucleotide messenger RNA. RefSeq names its product pleckstrin homology and FYVE domain containing 2 (gene PLEKHF2). The coding region runs from base 1136 to 1885 and encodes 249 amino acids. The transcript has 7 exons. The record is from RefSeq and is a predicted model, not a curated record. NCBI's taxonomy places the organism in Eukaryota, Metazoa, Chordata, Mammalia, Chiroptera, Molossidae. Gene Ontology annotation, molecular function: metal ion binding; phosphatidylinositol binding.
UUGAGGACUGGGGUCCCAGUCGUGGCCAGGGCGUCUCAGGGCCCCGACACAUUUCUGUCCAAAAGUUUGCAGCGUCUGGGCAUCAGGGACGUUGUAACUUGAACAGCAUAUUUUAAGUGACUUGGGGCAAAAAAUGGCACCGCAGGAUUUGCUCUGAUAGAAGCGAUGGCUCAUGCACAUUAUUUACUUGGAAUCUAAAAGUUUUGGGGUCUUUGCCUAAUGAAUUUCCCCCCUUUACAAUUUUUAUUGAAGGCCGACGACAGUUUGCUGUGCAUGUUGCUUUGAAUACCCUUGUGUGCUCUUAGUACAUGAUACCAAUAACGUGUGUGCGCUGGAGAUGACUUGUAUUAAGGUUGCCGAUAACUGAACCCUUCCCUGUAAUUCUUAGAUUCACAGGGGAUGUAAGUUAAGUGCCUUCUGUUGUGUUUCAGUACGUGACUGAAGAGGCUCGUUAAAGAAAGAUUUAGACAGGAAUGCUGACCGAGAGACUUAAAGGCAUAUGUUGUUCUCUUAACAGGGUGAAGUGAUCCUGAUAUUCCGAAGUUUUUUCCUCUCUUUGGUUCCUUAAAGGUGACUUUACUUCCUUCAAAAUGAUUAAGAUUUUAUGAUAAUUGUAUGAACUUUCCAAAGUGCUUAUGUUACCAAAAAUGGCAUUUAGAAAAGUUGUUCCAGUGUGUACUUUUAAGACUAUGAGUGCCCAUUUCCCCCACAUUUUAGACUUCCAGAUACAUUUGUUGGAAAAGAAGACAAAGUCAAUUGGAAAACUGUUGGAAUUUAUGGAGUUCUGUAAAGUGGCUAGAUGUGGAGAACUCCCCUCCUCCUGAAAUGAAAGAAAAAAAUUGGGAAAGAUAGAUAUUUCAGAACUAUUAGACAAGUCAGAAGAUGAGUGCAAAAAACAGCAACACCUAAACCAAUGAUGGUGAAGUGUUAUAAGUGAAAUCUCAGACUGUGAGUCUUCAGAUAAUGAUUUCUUCUUAAACUUGGAAUUAAUGAGGAAACAAUAUUUCGAAAGACAAAGAUGAACAUGACCAUAGUGUUAGUUUGUGAGAAUGGCUGACUUCUUAUCCUUUAAGACCCAGUGUAUAGAACCACCUCAUUGAUGCCUUUUUGAACUACAGCAGGUAAUUAGCAAAAGAUGGUGGAUCGCUUGGCAAACAGUGAAGCAAAUACUAGACGUAUAAAUAUAGUAGAAAACUGUUUUGGAGCAGCUGGUCAACCCUUAACUAUACCUGGACGGGUUCUUAUUGGAGAAGGAGUAUUGACUAAAUUGUGCAGAAAAAAGCCCAAAGCAAGGCAGUUUUUCUUAUUUAAUGAUAUUCUUGUAUAUGGCAAUAUUGUCAUCCAGAAGAAAAAAUAUAACAAACAACAUAUUAUUCCUCUGGAAAAUGUCACUAUUGAUUCCAUCAAAGAUGAGGGAGACUUGAGGAAUGGAUGGCUUAUCAAGACACCAACUAAAUCAUUUGCAGUUUAUGCUGCCACUGCCACUGAGAAAUCGGAAUGGAUGAACCACAUAAAUAAAUGUGUUACUGAUUUACUCUCCAAAAGUGGGAAGACGCCCAGUAAUGAACAUGCUGCUGUCUGGGUUCCUGACUCUGAAGCAACUGUAUGUAUGCGUUGUCAGAAAGCAAAAUUCACACCUGUUAACCGUCGUCACCAUUGCCGCAAAUGUGGUUUUGUUGUCUGUGGGCCCUGCUCUGAAAAGAGAUUUCUUCUUCCCAGCCAGUCCUCUAAGCCUGUGCGGAUUUGUGACUUCUGCUAUGAUCUGCUUUCUACAGGGGACAUGGCCACAUGCCAGCCUACUAGAUCGGACUCUUACAGUCAGUCAUUGAAGUCUCCUUUAAAUGAUGUAUCUGAUGAUGAUGACGAUGAUGACAGCAGUGACUAAGGACAUAUUUUGAGGUUUUUAAUUGGGUGUGACUAUCUGAGAAGUCAGCUUUAGGGAGAAUGUAUAAUUCUGAGCUCUCUCUCAAUUUUGCUGUAGCCAUGAAUUUGCCUGAGAAACUUUUAACCUAUGUGCCUCAAUAUAUUUUCUAGAAAAUAGGUCCUGUUGUCAUUCCCCUCACCCCCACACUGCCACCCAUCCCCACAGCUUCCCACUCUCCUACAGGGAUAGCCUAUUGCAAAUAUAGCACAUCAAGUUUUGGUUUCUUUUUCUUGUUUAAUUUUAGAUUAUUUUCUUGGAAGAUCGGGAAAAGGUGUUUAUUUAACAGAUCAUGUACUACAUUGUUUAUUAUAUGUUCUGUUAUAUGGAAAAACUAAAAGCAAAGAAUGAUGGAGAAAGGAGUAUAAUGUGAUUAGUUAAUAAUAUUAUAAGCUUUUUUCUAACCAUUCUGUCUAAUGGUUAAGACACCAGUAAAAAAAAUACAUGAUUUGGGAAUACUUUGGCUUUUUCAUAUACCAAGUGGUGCCUUAUAAUAGCACUGUUACAUGAAACAAACCCCUACUUUCUCACUUUUUAGUUUGUUUUAAAAAUACACUGGUGCUCUUUGAGGUGAUAAAAUGAGUGUUUAUGAAUGGAUAUAAUUAGAAAAUACUUGUCAUCUGACAGCUACAAAUAACUAAAUUUAGAGGUCAUUCUAUAUGAAUAAAUCUUUUCCAUAAAAGUUAUAUUUUUAUGUUUUAUAGGUACCAAAUUAUAAUCGUCAAAUAUACAUUUUAAAUUAAUAGGUCAUUCUUAGGAAUUUGGUUUGAAAUUUAUACAAUAUAGAAUUUUCAUAUUGCAUUGGUUUCUGUUUUUAGUAAGACAUAGGUAUAAAUUCAUCUUGUUUUAAUAUUUCUGUAAUGAAAAAUCUUAUAAAUCCUUUAAAUAGAUUAAAAUCCUAUGAUAGAGCACAGAUCUAUUUAGGCUAAGAUUUGGAAGAAAUAAUAUGUAAAAACGGCCAAGACAGACCAGUAAGGGUUGACUAGACUUCUGUGGAAGUAUUGUCUAUUUCAGUGUGGAACUAUCUUGAAUUUACAAAUAUAGUGUUAUAUUUUAUUAAGUUUUGUAAAGUCCCAAACAAUAUUUCUAUUUUUGUAAAACAAUUCUUUGUUUAAUCUGUUUCUGAAAUCGUUUGCAAUGUAUGGAACUAGAGUAGCAAUUGAUCUUUCUAAAUUGUGAACUUGACCAAGUCACUAGAUUGCUUUUGAGAAGUGUUAAUUUUUCACUCUGCUUUGAGGCAGCCAUUAGGUUGAAAGUAUAUUUAUCAUAUAAAACUUGAUGCAUUUUGCACUACUCCAUUUGUAUGCUGCAAAUAACUAGUCUUUCAAAUAUGAAAAAUCAGUCUAAAGAUUGUUUUAAAUCCUAAAUUCUUUUGUUUUUAAACCUUUAAAUCUGGAUAUAUUGCAUAUGUUAUGAGAGGUUUGAUUCAGUAAGUUGUGAUGGAGGAUUCUUUGGAUUGGUUAAGGCACUAACUUUACUGUUACAUUGUGAAAGCACCUGAGAUAUGUAGGUCUCCCUAUAGGAAAUGUGAAAGAAAGGCACAAUAAGUUUGUUUUCGUAUCAGAUGGACUUUUGUUUCCAAGCAAUAGAUCAUAUAAUCAACAUAUCUGGAAAGGACCAUGAAACCUGAGAAGUGCUAAUGGAGACUUAUGGUACAUAGGAGCCUAGCAGAGUUAGAAACUAAGGGGAAAUAUUUGUUCUGUGGUAACAUUUGCAUUGUCAACCUCUUGACUUUUUUUUACAAUAAAAAAUGCUUUACAACUUAACUUCUGUUCUGAGCAUAUGUGACUUGAAGAUUUCUUCCCUCUUACUAAGGUAAUGGAAAUAUGCAUUUUUUGCUCAUUCAAACAGCUGUGAGUGCCUUCAUUGUACCAGGCAUUGUUCUAGGCCCUUGGGGUAAAGCAGUGAACAAAAAUUCUCCCCUUUUCAUGGAGUUUACAUGCAAGUAGAAUCCAUGUGUUUUCUUCUGGAUUCUUUUCUGUAAUUUUUAAAGAUUUUAUAAAUCUUAGUUUUAUAUAAACCUGAAAUGAU